AUGAACAACUUCUCCGGAGCAUCCAUCCCCGAAUUUAUUGGUUCUCUCAUGCACUUGGAGUACCUUAACCUCUCCAAAGCUGGGUUUGGUGGACCCAUUCCUCUCCAGAUUGGAAAUCUCUCGAGCCUGCACUAUCUAGAUCUUCGGGGUGGGUACAUGUUUUAUGAUCAAGUGGGUAUGUACUCUGAAUAUUAUCCAAUAGCUCUACAUGUCAAUGACCUUCAAUGGCUCUCCCGAAUCACCUCUCUGCAAUACCUUGACUUGAGUUUCGCCAACCUCUCAAAAGCUUCAAAUUGGCUUCGUGAGAUCAAUUUGCCCCCCUAUCUGUCAGUCUUGAAAUUAUCUUCUACUGGACUACCUGGUAUUCCUUCUACUCUACAGCAUGUAAACUUCACUUCUCUCACCAUGCUUUCUCUCUCUCACAAUGCUUUUGAAUCUACCAUCCCCUCCUGGCUGCUUAAUAUUAGCAAUCUUGUUCGACUCGAACUCCGUGCUGGUUACUUUCAUGGGAGCUUAUCAAAUGCUGUAGCUAUGCUGGGGAAUCUCAACCAUUUGAAGUACCUGGAUUUCUCUGAGAACUAUAUUACUGGGGGCAUUUCACAAUCUUUGUGGAAGAAUAAGUACUUGGAGCAUUUAGAUUUAUCUGAAAACCAAAUUACUACUGCAGAAAUCAUAGGGAAUCUUAGCCAACUGAGGCACUUGGCAUUGGAUGGCAAUCAAAUUAGUGGAAAAAUUCCGGAAAACGUGAGAAAUCUUAGCCACCUAGACUAUUUAAGUUUAUCUUAUAACAGAAUUAUUGGAGAAAUUCCAAAAGUCAUUGGAAACCUCGCCCACUUGCAGAAAUUAGAUUUGUUAUGUAACAAUAUUGCCGGACAAAUACCAGAAACUAUUGGAAAUCCUAUCCAUUUAGAACAUCUAUUAUUGUCGAAUAACAAUAUUACCGGACAGAUACCAGAAAACACAUCAAAACUCUGCAACUUGUAUUCCUUCGAAUUAUCAAAUAACAGUAUUGGAGGAGACAUCACAAGACUCAUAGAAGGAUUUUCUAAACGCUUUAAUGAUAAAUUGGAUGGGAGAAGCUGUUUCCAGAGUUUAGCAUUUCUUGACUUGAACAACAAUAAUUUUAGUGGGACAAUCCCAGAACAGUUGGGCCAGUUAUCCGGACUCAUACACUUGGAUUUGUCUUUGAACUUCUUCACAGGAUACUUGACUGAGGAGCACUUUUCCAACCUCACAUCAUUAGAUUACUUUGAUCUAUCUUACAACUCCUUGGCAAUGAUCCCAAGUGAUGGUUGGAUUCCUUCUUUCAAUGCUUCUUAUAUCUAUAUGACCUCUUGCCAUUUGGGACCUAAAUUUUCUGCUUGGCUUCAAAUGCAGACACAUCUGAAAUCAUUGUGGCUAGAUGAAACUGGAAUUUCCGGCAAGAUUCCAUCAUGGUUGUGGUAUAGGGAUAUUUUUGACCUCAAUAAUAUCAACGACAUGAGGCAGUUGGAAUCACUCGAUUUAUUAAUGAAUGAUCUCUCAGGCCAAAUUCCUCAAACCAUGCUUGCUUUGAAUUACUUUAGUGACUUGAACUUAUCAUAUAACAACUUAUCCGGAAGAAUUCCAUCAAAGGGCCAAUUUGUGACCUUCAAUGACCCCUCUAUCUACAUUCAUAAUCUUUUUCUUUGUGGACAACCACUACCAAACUGCUCUAUUAAUGUAUCUCCACAUCACGAAGAGGAAGAAGUAGAUGAAGAUGACUUUGAUAUGAUAUGA
Molecule: messenger RNA, 1758 nt
Organism: Elaeis guineensis (African oil palm)
Lineage: Eukaryota; Viridiplantae; Streptophyta; Magnoliopsida; Arecales; Arecaceae
Source: RefSeq, a predicted model, not a curated record